AUGUCUUCGAGCCAGCCAAACACAAAGGCCCCGUCGCUCCCCGCCGGAGAGCACAAGGCCCGUGGGGCGAAUCGCUCGACGAAGGUCGCGGGCAAGCUGAAGGUCCUCCCCGACCAGGUCGAGCCUGUGCUGCCCAAGACGCCUGCCGAGACGAGCGCACCGCCAAAGGACAGGAUAGUAGAGGAGACCGAGGAGCAGCUCGAAGACGACGAAGGCGACGACGAGGGUGACGACGAGGACGAAGACGAAGACGACGAACCCGAGGCAGCCGAGGUGUACAACCAGAUCGACCGCAUACCCGCCGGGACUGCGCGCCGCGAUGCGCUGCGCCUGACGAAGCGCAAGGCCAAGCUGCUGCCCCGCGUCACCGCCUACGCCACUGCAGGCUCGUACCGCUUCCCAGAGCUCAUGAAGUUCUUCAACGCCCGCCGCUCGUCGUACCACACGAACCCCCGCAUCAUCGACGAGGCGAUCCACACGCCGUACGCGUACGACCCCCCCGCGGAGGACGCGCCGGGCGCGCAGCGCCACGUCCGCUUCAGCACGCAGCAGAGCCAGACCGGCGACCUCCUCGGCGUCCCGGAGCUCGCACUCGGCGCCUGCGACGGCGACGGCGACGGCGAGGCCGCGCUCACGACACGCAAAAAACGCUCCCUCGCGCGCGAGACCCCAAAGGAAGCGGAGAUAUUCAUGUUCAAGUACGGCACCGUCGUUCUGUGGGGAAUGACGGAAGCCCAGGAGAGGCGGUUCCUGUCGUCCAUCAAGCGGUUCGAAGUCGACAAGCUAGCACCGCACGACGUGGAGAUGGAAGACCUGAAUUACUACUAUGCGAACUACAGCCGGAUAUACAACGAUGUCAUCACGCUCCGGGUGGGCUCGAGCUAUAUGACCAAGCUGUCCUUAUCACACGCGCUGUCUCAAUCGGUCAAGAUCUCAUUGUUUGAAGAACUCAUCUCGUCAACGAUAGAAGAGACGAAGGACAUUCCAGAAAUCAUCAGCGAGACAGGCAAAAUCGGAAUGCCUCACAAGGACAUCAUGCGGAAGAUCGGCGAGCUGUUCCUGUUGAGGACAAACAUAAAUUCCGUCGGAUCGGUGCUUGAUUCGCCGGAGGUAUUCUGGACGUACCCCGAUUUGCAGCCGCUGUAUGACGCUGCACGAGAUUACCUCGAGAUCCCGCAGCGAAUAGACCUCCUCAACACACGUGUCGAGGUCCUGCAAGACAUGCUGCAGCUCCUCAAGGAGACGGUGUCUAGCCGGCACGCGGAACGCCUGGAGCAAAUCGUCAUCGCUCUGAUUGCUGUCGAAAUCGGUGCGUGUGACACUCCUCUCCUCUCCGGCCCCUCUUGUGCUUCCCAGACAUCACCGCUCAUCUCUUUGUUCAAUGCCUGUGAAGUUUUGGGUAUUAUCACCAUCAUUGUGGACCUAUUCUCAUGA
Molecule: messenger RNA, 1434 nt
Organism: Fibroporia radiculosa
Lineage: Eukaryota; Fungi; Basidiomycota; Agaricomycetes; Polyporales; Fibroporiaceae
Exons: 12
Coding region: 1-1434 (477 amino acids)
Source: RefSeq, a predicted model, not a curated record